AUGCCUGCUGACGCUUGGUCCUCCGAUGGAACUUCUGGCGGAUCCACUGGAGGCAUUGUCGGUGGACGGACUGCUGACCCGGAAACUGGAUGGGCACCGGAUGGACUAGCUUUGGGGGUGGACAUCAAGAGUUACAGCGCCAGCUGGAUUGGUCUUCAGACCAAGGCGUUCUGGGAAAAGGGGCUCCAUCUUCUGGAGGAGCUUCGUUGGCGGGCGCGAAGCGAGGACAUUGCAGCGGUGAAUAGUUGCCUCAGCAGCUUCGAAAAGGCGGGGCUCUGGCGCGGUGCGCUGAGCUUGUUGCAGCUGGCCGAGGAUUGGAGGCUUCCAUUGGACUUGAUCAGCUACAAUGCAGCCUCUAGUGCCUGCGAGAAGGGUAACAAGUGGCUCCUGGCCUUGGAGAUGCUGAGGAUGGCGAAGGCCUCGCUGCAAGUGGACGUGGUGAGCUUCGCCGCCAGCAUCAGCGCAGCGGAGAAGUGCGGACAGUGGUGUGCGGCCUUGGCACUACUUUCAUCAAUGUUCGACGGCCACCUCGAAACCUCUGUGGUGGCGCACAACGCGGCCAGCUCUGCGUGCGAGAAGGGCUACCGGUGGCCCUGGGCGCUGCAGGUCUUGGAUGAGCUACGAGGAAAGCAACAGGAAGCCACGGUGGUGUCCUUCGCCGCCUGCAGCAGCGCGGUGGAGAAGGCAAAGCGCUGGGACUUGGCGCUGCAGCUACAGCUGGAGCUGCAGGUUCUGGGUCUUGAAAGCAACCUGGUCUUCCACGGAUCGUUGGUGUCGGCCUGCGAAAAGGAUCAGAGAUGGCGAGAGGCCUUAGGUCUACUGCAGGACCGGCCUGGCUGGUCGCGCACCGACGUGGACCUCGGUGAACCUUUGAAGCGCUCGAUGGACGAGCAGCACGCCAUCGGCUUCGCAGCCGCGACCAGCGCCUGCGAGAAAGCCAAGUGUUGGCGAAGUGCGCUGGAGCUGGUCCAUCAGAUGCAUCGUUUGCACUUCGAGCCCUACAUCUUUUCGCUCAACGCCGCCCUGUCGGCGCUGGAGAAGGUGGGCGCCUGGCGCCCGGCGCUGCGGCUGCUGCGGCGCUUCGAGGAAUGGCGCGUGACGGCCACGGAGACCACGUGUAGCGCAGUGGUGAGUGCCUGCGAAAAGGCGCGGCAGCUUUCUCCCCAACUGUUGCUGCUGCGCCGGGCAACUUUACAACUGCAGGGUGGGGAGCUGCCGCAGCUGCCAGAGCCAGGAGUCAUCGCCUACAACGCGGUGCUCGUCACCUGCCGGGCGGUGCAAAGCUGGCGCUUGGCAUUGGAACUUCUGGACGAGAUGGUGGAGCUUCGCUUGGCCGUGAACCCCGUGUCCCUGGAGCCGGUGGUCGAUGUGCUGGAGUCGCAAAGGUCGCAAGCGCAGUUCCUGCCGAGGCUGCUUGGCCGCAGCGAUGCGCUGGGCUUGACCGCUGCGCGUCUGGUGGCGAAAACG
Cladocopium goreaui is the source of this 1467-nucleotide messenger RNA. The record is from the annotation of a GenBank genome assembly. NCBI's taxonomy places the organism in Eukaryota, Dinophyceae, Suessiales, Symbiodiniaceae.